Messenger RNA from Aspergillus alliaceus, 2280 nucleotides. Its product is annotated as IlvD/Edd family dehydratase. The record is from RefSeq and is a predicted model, not a curated record. Bases 280 to 2241 code for a protein of 653 amino acids. The transcript has 4 exons. Lineage: Eukaryota; Fungi; Ascomycota; Eurotiomycetes; Eurotiales; Aspergillaceae. Gene Ontology annotation, molecular function: hydro-lyase activity.
UGUCAGCUCUCUAGAUACCAGUCCUCGGCAUAAAAUACGGCUGUAGAGGUCGGAGACUGUCCGGAUCAUUCGGCAUUGAUUGUGUCCCGCAUUCUAUGUGAUAUCACACCCGGAAAGGGCUAUUUAAUCUCACCAACGGCAUAUCGGGAUCUCAGUUAAGAGAAUCGGAGAACACAAGUGGCUAAUGGAAUUCUAGCCCCGCGAUAAGCCUAGCCCCGAUUAAAAAUACAUAAAAUACGGUGCACACAAGUACCACAAAGUGUUACAGAAUAUCUCGCCAUGUCGUGUCAGUCACGGACCUCAUGUGAGGGCUGCUCCUGCAGUGAGGGGAGCAGUCAGCCACCAGUGAAUAUUGAGGACUGUGAAAGUGAACUACUUGCCCUUCGGAGGCGUACAGUGGAGCUGGAGAAGGCUCUGGUAUCAAUGAAAGAUGGGCAGCCGAAAGAUAAUGCAUCAAGUGUCCGGAAGUUGCGGUCGGCCAACUGGUUCAAUUGCGAAAGUGACCCCGGCAUGAUGGCCCUUUACAUUGAGCGGUACCUCAAUUAUGGUAUCACCCGGGAGGAACUGAUGUCUAGCAAGCCAAUCAUCGGAAUAGCACAGUCUGGAUCAGAUUUGUCUCCGUGCAACCGUCAUCACCUCGAAUUGGUGAAACGGGUCCGAGAAGGUAUUAGGUCUGCUGGAGGAAUCGCCUUUGAGUUUCCCACUCAUCCUAUUCAGGAGAGUAGCAGGAGACCCACUGCUUGUAUCGAUCGAAACUUGUCGUAUCUGGGCCUAGUAGAGAUCCUCUUUGGCUAUCCGUUGGACGGUGUAGUCCUUCUGACGGGUUGUGACAAGACUACACCUGCCGCUCUGAUGGCUGCGGCCACGGUGAAUAUUCCGGCAAUAUGUUUGAACGUUGGCCCGAUGCUUAACGGCUAUGUCAAGAAUGGCCUGGCAGGGUCCGGGAUGGUAGUGUGGAAGGGUAGAGAGAUGUACGCGGCAGGUGAGAUCAAUAAGGAGGAGCUCAUCGAUUAUGUGUCUAGAGGUGCACCGUCGGUGGGACAUUGUAACACAAUGGGAACAGCGUCAACUAUGAAUGCUUUGGCAGAGGCGCUUGGGAUGGCCCUACCUGGGUCGGCUGCCAUACCCGCUCCGUAUCGUGAACGAGGCCAAUGUGCUUACGAAACAGGAUUGCGCAUUGUUGAGAUGGUUCAUUCUGACCGGAAGCCAAGCGACAUCAUGACACGGGAGGCUUUCGAGAAUGUCAUUGUAGUUAAUACUGCUAUCGGCGGCAGUACUAACGCCCCAAUCCAUAUUAACGCGAUCGCUAAACAUAUUGGGGUAGAUGUUUCACUAGAUGACUGGGACCAACUUGGAUUUCAUAUUCCACUACUGCUGAACAUGCAACCAGCCGGUGAGCUACUGGGAGAGGAAUACUAUCGGGCAGGUGGGCUACCCGCAAUAAUGGCGGAGUUGUUAGAUGCUGGGAAGCUGAAUGUGGAAGCCUUGACUUGCAAUGGUCGCACAAUAGCCGAGAAUGUCCGGGGGAAGCAUACCUGGGAUCGUCGAAUGAUCAAGCCAUAUAACGAACCACUGAUGGAGGACGCCGGAUUUCUCCAUCUCCGAGGCAGUCUAUUUCAGUCUGCCAUCAUGAAAACAUGUGUGAUAUCUGAACCUUUUAGGCAGCAGUUCCUGGAGAACCCCAAGGACCCAAAUGCUUUUGAGGGCACCGUUGUAGUAUUUGACGGACCAGAGGACUAUCAUCAUCGACUCGAGGACCCUUCCACCCCCAUCGAUGAUAGAAGUAUUUUAGUGAUGCGCGGGGCUGGCCCAUUAGGAUAUCCAGGCGCGGCCGAAGUUGUGAAUAUGCACCCACCUGGACGACUUUUGCGCCAAGGGGUCAAAUCGCUUCCGUGCAUUGGAGACGGGCGACAAUCGGGAACUUCCGGCUCGCCAUCAAUUCUCAAUGCUAGUCCUGAAGCAGCAGCGGGUGGGAAUUUAGCCCUUCUUCAGGAUGGGGACAGGCUCCGCGUUGACCUAAACAAACGACGCGUUGACAUACUUGUUUCCACGGAAAAAUUGGAGAAACGAAGAAAGACACUAGAAGCCCGGGGGGGUUACGGGGUACCGGAAAGUCAGACACCUUGGCAGGAAUUAUUCAGGAGGGAGACGGCACAGUUGAGCGAUGGAAUGGUCCUCCGAGACGCCGUCAAAUACCAACGACUUGCCCAGCGAUAUGAGAACCCGCGGCAUAAUCAUUGAGGAACGAUGUGCUUGAUGUCUCUAGAUACCAUGUAUGUA